Messenger RNA from Penicillium diatomitis, 2298 nucleotides. RefSeq lists its product as uncharacterized. Gene Ontology annotation, molecular function: actin binding. Gene Ontology annotation, biological process: actin cytoskeleton organization. The record is from RefSeq and is a predicted model, not a curated record. The transcript is spliced from 3 exons. Bases 1 to 2298 code for a protein of 765 amino acids. NCBI's taxonomy places the organism in Eukaryota, Fungi, Ascomycota, Eurotiomycetes, Eurotiales, Aspergillaceae.
AUGGCCGCACUGGUUCAAACAAUCUCUCAACACAGUAGCACAACACCGGUGCUCCAGACUCGUCCUACCUCCGCUUCAUCCUCCAAUACUUUCAUUCCACACUCGACUCAGAACUCAGGCCAUUCCUACCAAAACAUGUCCUGGGGUACAUUCAAUAACGGCAACACGGGGGUAUAUCGCGCGGGCCACCCGGUUGUCGCACCUUAUACAUAUGCUGCCAACAUGGGUCCUGGAGCCUCGUCCCCCACAGCCCAGCAUCGCCCCUCGUGGUCACCUCACCUGCGUCCGGAGCACCGUACAUCCUCGGCUCCUGCAAUCCACCAGAUCGCACCGCACGGCUCCCACCAGGCAACUCCGCGUCUGAACAACCCUGCAGCUGGCUCUGUAUCGAAUUCUGCGCCCGCAAACUCUUCCUUUCGCUCCCACGUCUCUCAGGACGACUCUGCCCUCCCUUCUCGGCAAUCGAGAGCGGACCAACCGCCCCGUCCUGUUUCAAUGGCCAACCUUCCUCCGCCUAACAUCGCCCUGACUGCAUCCUCGGCCACUACCGCCAAGCCAUCGCCGAAUCGUUACCGUCGUCCGAACCAGCAGCGCGCAGACAGCUUCCAAUCCCAGUCAUCGGGGUCGGUGACCACACCCCCAGCCGUUGAAGAUAAGCUUCCUCUCGGCUCUGGCCCGAUUCUGCGAACUGGCGGCCACAACCGAGUAUCUAGCGUGGACGACGCUUCCGUGCAGGAGAAAUCCCAGCCUGAACUUGCCAAGCGUUAUCGACGCCGGAGCCUGGGGACGAUGGACCCUGCAACAUAUCCCCAGCUGGAUGUGCAAUUGCCGGCCGCAUCCGCUACGCAAUCGGGCGCUUACGAUUUCAUUACCUUCGAUUCUAAUACAAGGCCCCGCUCAGCUCAUUCACAUCGGGAUAGCGUAGCAAGUGGUCAUUCGACCCAGUCUUCAACAUCAUCGCCUCGUGAGUGUUCCCCAGCCGAGACCACUGCUGUAAUUGGCAAGACGGUGCGAACUGAGGAAAAGCGGGUCAACAAACCAUCCCCCCUUUCUCAACAGCCGUCGACCACACCGGACUCGCCCAAGCUCGCUCCUCCCAAGACUCAAGCUUCGACGACAGCAACCGCAACCGCAACAUCAUCCCCGGAGAGCUCGCCAGCCGCCCGGCGCCUGGCCGAACUGAAGAAUGACCAGAGGCGUCCGGGCAAAUCACGACUCCGACGUGCUUUCUCCUUUGGCAGCGCCUCGGAGCUGUUGAAGGCUUCCUCUGCCCAGCAAGCCGCGGCUAAACGGGAAGCAGCGGCAGCGGAGCAAGCCCGUCGUGAGGCUCUUCGCGAAGAGUUGGGAGAGGAACAAGCCGCCAUCGCGGAGCAACAGGAAGCCAGUGGGUUGGGUGAGAAUAUCUACUCCCACCAGGGCAAUUUCUUCCGGGGCUCCACGGAUGCGUUGUCUGUCUCGUCAACUGCCUCCUCCGCGUCAAUGAUGCUCCGGAAGAUGGGCAAGGGAAUGAAGCGAGGGGGUCGGUCACUGGUUGGACUUUUUCGUCCAAAGUCUAUUGCGAGCAUCAGCUCCAUCGAAGGUGCCGGAGCAUCAGAGCAGCCCAUGGCGGCUCCCAGGAUCUCCGUCGUCAACAUCGAAGGAGAGCGAGCAGAGCUGGAAAGCGUAACAGUCAACGCAGAUCCGCAGGACAUGCCUCGUGGGGGAACCGUGUUCCCGAGGUCCGAAGGUCCCUCGGAGCCUCGCCGAUCGGUUUCGGUGCGCGAGCGUUCGCAGCAACGCAGUGUCUCGGAUAACACCCCCGACACGCGCAAGAGUAUCAUGGGUGGAGACCGAGAGCGUGCAGAGGUUUUGUCCAAGAUCCGCAAGACCAGGGGUAUCUUAAAGAAAACUCACUCCGACUUUGGUGUAUCGUCCCAAGCCCGGGCACAGAACGGCAGUGAAUCGCCUCAUUCAAGUGCCCCACCCACUCCCGAUGAUGGUUUGCGGGCUGCUCGCCCUGGUGAGCAUAUCAAGAUCGCUGGGGAGGAUUAUUUUAUGUCUCAAGGCGGACGCUUCGCAGGGGAUGACCCUAAGGGUACCCCCAUGACCCCCCAACCCACUUCACGAAACAUCGUCUUCAGUCCUCGCAUUCAGUAUCACGACACCUGGCCCAGCGGGGAGUACGAUCGUCGUGGUGACAUCGCGACUUGCAAUCGCUUGACGCCGCUGCUUGCUCAACAGAUCCGGGAAGAAAUCAACAACUUCAAAAUGGAGAUGGAGGUUCACGAGAAUUCCAAGAUUUACACGCACUUCAUUUGA